Messenger RNA from Botrytis fragariae, 2502 nucleotides. RefSeq lists its product as uncharacterized. The transcript is spliced from 3 exons. Lineage: Eukaryota; Fungi; Ascomycota; Leotiomycetes; Helotiales; Sclerotiniaceae. The record is from RefSeq and is a predicted model, not a curated record. Bases 1 to 2502 code for a protein of 833 amino acids. Gene Ontology annotation, molecular function: helicase activity.
AUGGAUUACGAAAAACCAGAGACGGCAACCUUCAAAUGUGUUGUUGAUACGCUUAACCUUCGCGUUUCUGAAGAUGGUCACUUCAAUCCUGAACCUAGCUUGUCAAAGGCAAUUCAAGACGAGCUUGCAGAUGUUGAACAUGCCGACAAGCCUUUCGGUGCUUUGUUUAAUGUCAAUCCUCCUCCUCCAGAGUACGACCAGCAAGGAAAUGUAACGAACGCGCCAAAGCCUUUCACUCUCACACCUCAUCAAUUGGAAGCUAGCACGAAGCGUAGCUACCAACCACUUGACAGAGUCAACACUUCAAUCGGAUUCUCUACACACAAGACCGAGAGAAACUUCAUCUUUUUGCGGGUCGGCAUUCCUUUUGAGCAGAUUCCAGACACAGUCGAUCCUAAAACGCAUACCGCUGAUGGUUUCGUCGUCAAACUCAAGUUCUACGCAAAUAACAUGAUCGGUCUUGACUCACCUCUUUCCUCCCUCGAAGAAAGUGACAACCCAAACAACAUCUUCACCACCAACGAUGACGAUGAAGAGGUUUUCAACAAAUACAUCACUGAGGACAUUCCCAAUAUCGUUCUCAAGACACCUGGGUAUGACCGUAUUGGAAAGAACGGCAAACCAAAAGCAAAAUUUGGUGUCUUUCGUUUGAAACUAAAUGUCAAGGAUAUCGCGUCUGCCAUUAGUGAGAACUUGAUUCAUUCCACUACCUGGCCAGCUGCUCCAUGGGCUCCUCGUCGUGUUAUUAAAUUCCUUCAGUUCAUCAUGUCACAACACACGUUCUCACUUCCAAUUUACAUCAUGGAUACAGCGGGUGGCAAUUUUCAGAAUUGCUUGAUUGAGUGCCUUCGUGGUAUGCGAAAGGAGCUACGUGAGGGCAAUCCUUUUCGUGGAUACCUUUCUCAAAACUUCAAGACCAACGGCAACGUACCUACGAUUGAUUCAGAUACCUCCAUCAAGGAUGCGAGAUCAAGUCCUAACAUCGUCACCCAGAAGCAAUUGCAAUACUGUACAAAGGAGGAGAUGAUCACCCGCCUUGCUGUUGGUACGAAGCAACAACUUGAAGAUCGUCGUGCAAAAAUCGUCAAGUUCCGCGCUUUGAAGCAAGCCAUCAGAUUGGUGAAGAUCGUCGAUGAUUCUGCAUAUUAUGUUUUCUUCAAGGCACCGCAGGACUUGAGACUACAAGCCGGUGACGUUUUGAAGGUCAACUUUUCUCCAGAUAAUCCAAUUAGGAAGGAGGAUUGGAAUCUCACCAUAUGCGAGUCCUUCGACUGGUCGUACCAAGGAGAAUCCAUUGGGAUCUUGAAACGACCCUUGGUCCCACUCGAUGAUGCUGCUACUGAAGAGGAAACGAAUGCUUUACCAGAUUCCGAAGUACUUGAAAAAUUCUUGUCGAAUGAUGUGUCGUUCAAAGCAGCAGCAUUGAAGUACAAAACAUACUCUGAACAAGGAAAGAAGAUGGAGCAUGAAGCAGUUCGUGAGUUAUUCAAAGAUUUGCUGCCAAAUGCGAUCAAGAACGCAAGACAAAGCGCAAAUGUUGUCUUGACAACUCCAUCUCAAACUGCUACCACAAAGUUCAUGAACCAAUUCCGACAACUUCAUGCACUCUUAAUUGAUGAGGCUGGUCUUGCUACACUCAUCGAUCUAAUCAUGCUUCUUUGUACACUUGAGACGGAGUCACUUGUCUUGUUCGGCGACACCAAGCAGCUUACUCCCCAAGCUCCUCUUAUUAAAGGUUCCCAGGGCUUGUCUUGUGAAACAUCCCAAGGUAUCAUGACCUACUUCCUAGACAAUCAUUGGCCCAAGGCUAGCCUUAACAUCCAACGCAGAGGUUGUCCUGGAAUCAUGGAGGUUGCAUCGGAGUUGUUUUACCGCAAGCAGAUCCAAGAUGCACCUGUUGCACCAGCCCAAUUCCCACUCCGUGAUAUGGUUGCCCAUGCUCUAAGAUUGAUCUUCCUAGAGAAUACUAUCUCAAAGCCGUAUUUGUAUAUCAAUGCAGUACACGAAGGCGAGAUCGUGGACCAUUCAACCAAGUCCUGGAUGAAUCUGACCAGUGCUGCUGUUAAUGUUAACUUAAUAGAAUAUCUCAUUACCAAAUGCAACGUUCCCCCAAGCUCAAUGAUUGUCAUCACUCAUUACACCGCCCAGCUUCGUGUAUACAGACACGCGAUUUCCAAGUUGGCGAUUCACACGACGGAUAGCAUCCAAGGUGGUUCUGCAGACAUCACAUUUUCUGAUCCUGUCCGUACCCAAAAUCCAGGAUUCACCAACAACCCUGGUAGAAAUUGUGUUGCACUCACUCGAGCUCGUUCUUUUCAGAUCAUCACUGCCAAUACGCGACAGUUGAAGACUUAUAGUAGAAGCGCUCCUAUCAUUUUCAAAGCUUUUGAAAUCGCUCAGAAGGCCAAGGCUUGUGUCAACAUCAGCAAGAGUAUGGAUGCACGUUACUCCAACCUUCUUUUGCAUCGCCACGUUCACGCUGUCGGGGGUGCACGUGUGUAG